UCUACGGCGUAAUUUGACCGAAACACCGGAUGUUAAUCAAACAUGGCAGCGACCUUGCGUAAUGUGUGAGAGACCAAUAGAGACCGAUAUUAAUUAAAAUUCUUAAGAAAUAAUUAAUUAUUAAGCUUAUAUUUUCAUAUAUAAUAUAUUUGAAUAUUACAUUCAAAAAAUGUUAUCAGUACUAAAGAACGUAUUUUGGGCGUUUUCCCGGACAUCAAGCCAGCCAGAUGUCCUGCAGAGAAACUUGAAGGUUUUGACAGCAGGGUUGAGGACUUAUGAAGUGCCACCAGACUUCAGUGAUGUGGUUUUACCUGACAGGCCUAAACUGAAAUUCCUCAAUAAGGUCCCGAACUUCAAAAAAGCGAAGAAGGAGAUGAAGAGGUUGCGUGACAUUCAGGGACCAGCCAAAGCAGCAAACACCUUUAACAAGGGACAGUAUGGUAUUGUGGCUCUGGGUGGCGGUUACCUACACUGGGGUCACAUGGAGAUGAUGCGGCUCACUAUUAACCGGCGCAUGGACCCGCGCACAACGUUCGCUCGCUGGCGCAUUAAUGCACCAUACAAGCCGAUCACUCGUAAAGGACUCGGCCAGCGCAUGGGUGGUGGCAAAGGUGCCAUCGACCACUAUGUGACUCCGGUGAAAUGCGGUCGGCUGAUAAUAGAGGUCGGAGGUCGCGUUGAGCUUGGUGAGUUUGAGGCAGUGCUGACUGAGGUUGCCAAGAAGCUCCCCUUUCCCGCCAAGGUUGUGAGCAGAGAGAGUUUGGCAGCGUUGCAGCAGGAACAAUCCGAGAGGGAAUCCAACAAUCAAAACCCCUGGACCUUUCAGAGAAUCGCCCAGUCCAACAUGCUUGGUAUUCGCAAAGUCCUCAGUCCAUUUGACCUACACAAACACGGACGAUACACUGGGAAAUUUUUCAACCCUGAAAGAGUGUAGAUUUCUUUCAGAGAUAACAUCGCAGAACUUUAUCUUGUAAUGUCAAAGCGUAGCUGAUGACAAACGCUGUUCUGGCGAGCUCUAUGAGACGGAUGUGGUGAACUCUAAUAUUCAUAAUGUUUUUAAUAGAUGUGAGAUUGUUAUCACCUGCUUUUUGUGGUCAUAACAUGUUCUGGUAAGGAGUUUGCAGCCUUGAUAAUGGAGGUGUUAAACAGGAAAUGCCAUAUUACCUCAAGAGAAGUAUUAAAGAGAAAAUUCUCUUAUCAUUUACUCACGCUCAUGCUAUCCCAGAUGUGUAUGUUUUUUAUUCUUCUGCAGAACACAGUUUUUAGAAGAACAUCUCAGCUCUGUAGGGCCAUAUAAUGCAAGUGAAUGGUGACCAGAACUUUGAAGCUUUAAAAAGCAUGUAAAGGGAUCUUGACAUUGCAGUCUCUAGACACAAUCAUGAUUUCAAGCUAAAUUACACUUCCUAGUGCUUGAGGCAUGCACAGAGCACUAGAUGGUGCUAGUAAGUGUAAUCGAGCUUGAUAUCAUGAUCGCCAAGGAGACUGCUGAUAUCUGGAUUUAUAGUGAAAAAGGAGUUAUAUUUUAGUCUGUUCUCACCCACACCAAUCAUAUCACUUCUGAAGACAUGGAUAAAACCACUGGAGUUGUAUGGAUUACUUUAAUGCUGCCUUUAAGAGCUUUUUGGAUCUUCAAGGUUUUGGUCACCAUUCACUUGCAUUGUGUGGAACUACAAAGCAGAAAUAUUGUUCUACAACUCUUUGUGUUCUUCAGAAGAAAGAAAGUCAUGCACAUCUGGGAUUGCAUGAGGGUGAGUAAAUGAGGCAAUUUUCAUUUUUGGGUGAACUACUCCUUUAAUGCCCUAAUAUUUUAACAGCAGGGCAGAAAUGAUAAAUGUGAUUUGUAUAUUUUCUGUUGCUGUUGUUGCAUUCUGUUAUCAAAUGUCGAAAUUCCCAUAUGUUUCUUAAGAAGAAUAAACACUGUGCUUUUGA
Messenger RNA from Myxocyprinus asiaticus (Chinese sucker), 1929 nucleotides. RefSeq names its product mitochondrial ribosomal protein L16 (gene mrpl16). Gene Ontology annotation, cellular component: ribosome; mitochondrial large ribosomal subunit. The record is from RefSeq and is a predicted model, not a curated record. Bases 170 to 934 code for a protein of 254 amino acids. The transcript has 5 exons. Lineage: Eukaryota; Metazoa; Chordata; Actinopteri; Cypriniformes; Catostomidae. Gene Ontology annotation, biological process: mitochondrial translation. Gene Ontology annotation, molecular function: structural constituent of ribosome; rRNA binding.